This is a messenger RNA of Penicillium argentinense, 3291 nucleotides long. Its product is annotated as cation-translocating P-type ATPase. Gene Ontology annotation, cellular component: membrane. The coding region runs from base 1 to 3291 and encodes 1096 amino acids. Lineage: Eukaryota; Fungi; Ascomycota; Eurotiomycetes; Eurotiales; Aspergillaceae. The record is from RefSeq and is a predicted model, not a curated record. Gene Ontology annotation, biological process: proton transmembrane transport; sodium ion export across plasma membrane; intracellular sodium ion homeostasis. Gene Ontology annotation, molecular function: P-type sodium:potassium-exchanging transporter activity; ATP binding; ATP hydrolysis activity. The transcript has a single exon.
AUGGAUUCUGGAUCCCCCCACAGCAAGCCUGACUUCGACAUCGAGGCGGAGGAGAGUGAACGCACUGGUCGCACCACGCGCAUUACUUUCGAAGAAGAGUCUACGCCAGAUGUUGAAGGCAACACUCGGUCUGUUUAUCGCCCACCAACGUUCCGCCGCACUCGGUCGUUGAGUCAGGAUACCGUCCGUAGCACUCGCAGCAGUAGCCAGACAGCUGUCCCAGCAAACGCCGGCUUCCCAAUCGAGUUUCGCACCCUCUCGAUCCAGAUCUCCGAAUCUCAGAAUGCUCCCAAGGAGGUUGUCGCCGAACCGCCCAAGGAGAAGUUGCCCAACCAGGACUACUUCGAGACUCUCGACUUCCACAAUAUCACAUCGGAGAAACUGUGCCAGGAAUUCAAUGUCGACCAGCGAACCGGUCUGAGCAGCAGCUCGGCGACCCAGCGUCUUCAGCGGGAUGGAAAGAACGUCAUCGCCCACCAUCACGAGAACUACCUCAAGAAGAUCUUCUUUUAUGUCUUUGGUGGCUUCUGCUCGGUGCUGUGGGUGGGUGUGAUUGUCUUCUUCAUCUGCUGGCAACCUCUCAGCAAUCCACCUUCGCCGACCAAUCUCGCCAUGGCUAUUCUCAUCAUGAUUGUCAUCACUCUGCAAGCCAGUUUCUCUGCGUUCCAGGACUGGUCAACCAAACGGGUCAUGAACUCGAUUCUUGACCUUCUCCCCUCUGAGGCCAUGGUCAUGCGUGAUGAGAAACUCGUCCGCAUUCCUGCUACAGAUUUGGUGAUUGGUGAUAUCGUGCACAUUGGCAUUGGAAACAAGGUCCCGGCUGAUAUGCGACUAUUGCAAACGUCUGGCGAUGUUCGAUUCGAUCGUGCAAUCCUCACUGGCGAGUCGGAUGAGAUUGACGGUGCCACCGAGGCUACCGAUGCCAACUUCCUGGAGACUCGAAACAUUGCUAUGAUGGGCACACUGGUUACAAAUGGCAAUGCCACUGGUAUUGUGGUGCUCACGGGCAGUGGGUCCGUUAUGGGUCGCAUUGCGAAGAUGACUGCCGGCGUCAAGCAGAAACCAACUCUUAUCCAGAAGGAAAUCAGCAGAUUUGUCACAAUAAUCGUUAUCCUGACAGUCUGUCUCGCCCUGUUGAUACUGUUCACAUGGCUCGGAUGGCUCCACAAGGAUCACCCGACAUACAUGAGUGUUGUUGCCAUGCUAAACAAUGUCAUGGGCUGCGUGGUGGCAUUUAUUCCCGAGGGUGUUCCUGUUGGCGUUGCUCUGACUCUGAUGACCAUCGCAAAGCGCAUGAAGAAGACGAAUAUUCUUCCGAAGGGCCUUGCAACAGUCGAGACUCUUGGGUGCGUGAAUGUGAUUUGCUCCGACAAGACUGGCACCUUGACACAGAAUCGCAUGUUCGUGAAAUCGGUUGGCAUGGUAGACUGGGAAUACAGCAUUGACAAUAUUGCUGCUAGCAUGGAGGUUUCUCAUGGUCUCUCAAAUCUUCUGCGUGCCUCUGUGCUAUGCAAUGAUGCGACAUAUGACCCUACCACCUUGGAUCGACCUAUUCACGACCGUAUAGUCAACGGCAACCCCACCGAUGCGGCAGUCCUUCGUCUCGCAGAUGGAGCUGGUGCGACAUCAGCCAAGAACCUCAAGGGACAUGAGCGUGUUCACCAAAUCCCAUUCAACUCGAAAAACAAGUGGAUGUUGACUAUGCACGAGGACCCAAGUCUCAACAAAGGAUACAUGCUCUAUGUCAAGGGUGCGCCGGAUGUGCUCCUGCCUCGCUGCUAUAGCUACUGGUCCGCCAUCCACAACGCCGUUAAGCCCUUGGACGAAGAAGCUCGCCAGCGUUUCUCCGACUUCCAGGCCAAACUAUCUCGUCGCGCCGAGCGUGUUAUUGUUCUCUGCCAGCGUGUUUAUGUUCCCAAAUACCCCCUUGGAUCCAACGGGUUCAGGGACGAAAUCAUGGCAUCUGGCCCGCAAGACCUGACAGUCCUGGGGCUUUUCGGUAUCAUCGACCCGCCGCGGCCCGAGACCACGAAUACUGUCGCUGCGUGCCGUCGGGCUGGAAUUCGAUUCUUCAUGGUCACUGGUGAUUUCGGGCUUACUGCCGCUGCUAUCGCCAGUGAUAUUGGGAUAUACGAUGGCGCUGCUGAGCCUGAUACCAUCGAUGAUAUUCGUGACGGUGAUGCGGAAGAGAAGUCCACGCACUCUACACACUCGCGACACAGCUUGCUCCUCGAAGGAACCAGUCUCUCAUCUCUCACUCAAGACGAGUGGGCCACAGUCUGCGGAUACGACGAAGUCGUCUUCGCUCGCACCAGCCCCGAGCAAAAGCUACGCAUCGUUUCCGAACUCCAGGCCAAGGGCAACAUCGUCGCCGUGACAGGCGACGGCGUCAACGAUGCCCCAGCCCUACGCUCAGCAAACGUGGGUAUCGCCAUCGGCUCCGGCAGCGACGUAGCCAUCGAAGCAGCCGACCUCGUCCUGCUAGACCGCUUCGACUCAAUCGUCGAAGCCAUCCGGCUGGGCCGCCUCGUCUUUCAGAACCUGCAAAAAGUAAUCGCCUAUCUCCUCCCAGCGGGCUCGUGGUCCGAAAUCUGGCCGGUUCUCAUGAACGUCUUCUUCGGCGUCCCUUCGCCUCUCAGCUCCUUUCUCAUGAUCAUAAUCUGCGUCUUCACAGACCUCUUCCUCUCCCUCUCCCUAAUCAUGGAAAAAGAAGAAUUCGACCUCCUAAGCAUCCCACCCCGCCGCCCAAAAGAAGACCACCUCAUCAACCUCCGCAUCUACGGCCAAUCCUAUCUCUUCGUCGGCAUCAUGGAAGCCUUCAGCGCCCACGCGAUGUUCUUCGUGUACAUGUGGAAAGCCGCAGGCAUCCCAUUUUCGGACCUGGUCUUUGCCUUUGAGAAAUACACCGACGGCUUCCAUGGGUACAAUCAAGACCAACUUACGCAUUUCAACAACGUCGGCCAAUGCGUCUACUUCGUGACGCUCGUUAUCAUGCAGUGGGGAAAUAUCCUCUCUGUUCGGAGUAAGCGCAUGUCUCUCCUGCAGGCUGAUCCUGUCCGUCCGGCUCGCCGAAACCCAUGGCUUCCACUAGCCAUGCUCAUCUCGCUCGUUAUCGCUAUCUUUGUCACUGAGGUUCCGGGUAUCCAGUUGCUUUUUGGGACUGCUUCGGUUCCGAUCCAGUACUGGUUUAUUCCCUUGGGGCUGGCUCUGGGCGUGCUUGUUAUGGACGAGUUGCGCAAAGUACUGGUUCGGUAUUUCCCCAAGGGUCCGGUUGCUUGGGCUUCGUGGUGA